Molecule: messenger RNA, 1421 nt
Organism: Hevea brasiliensis (rubber tree)
Lineage: Eukaryota; Viridiplantae; Streptophyta; Magnoliopsida; Malpighiales; Euphorbiaceae
Product: glycine-rich RNA-binding protein 2
Exons: 4
Coding region: 122-1066 (314 amino acids)
Biological process (GO): mitochondrial mRNA modification
Cellular component (GO): mitochondrion
Molecular function (GO): RNA binding
Source: RefSeq, a predicted model, not a curated record
UACCUCACGCCAACGGCCACGCGGCCUGGCUCAAAACCCCCUUGGAAAAGAAAAAGAAAGGUUUUUCUAAACGGUAGGGUUUUAGCUAAAACCCUUGACACUAUCUAUCAUCACCAUCACCAUGGCUAUGAGAGCUAGGGUGGCUUUGGCGGCAGCUCCCCGCAGCUUGCUGCGCUUCUUCUCAACAACCUCCACUUCAUCCUUCAUUCCUCCGCCCACCACGGCGGAGACUUCUGCUCGAGAAAAAGCUGAGCCCAACACCAAUCUCUUUGUCUCUGGACUUAGCAAACGAACUACUACAGAGGGACUAAGGGAAGCAUUUUCCAAGUUUGGUGAACUGGUUCAUGCCAGAGUGGUGACUGAUAGGGUGUCAGGAUAUUCUAAGGGGUUUGGUUUUGUCAGAUAUGCUAGCUUGGAAGAUGCUGCCAAAGGUAUAGAAGGCAUGGAUGGGAAGUUUUUGGAUGGCUGGGUUAUAUUCGCCGAGUAUGCAAGACCCAGGCCAUCACCUACCCCACCUGGGAACAACAUAGGUCCUGGAUAUGGGAGCAACACUGGUCCUGCAUAUGGGAGCAAUGCAGGCCCUGCAUAUGGGAAUGCUGCAAGUCCUGCGUAUCAGAACGACACGUGCCCUGCAUAUCAGAACAACACAGGUCCUGCAUAUGGGAGCAAUGCAAGCCCUGCAUAUGGGAAUGCCGCUGGUCCUGCAUAUGGGAGCAAUAUGGGUCCUGCAUACGGGAAUGUUGCGGGUCCUGCAUAUGGGAGCAAUCCAGGUCCUGAAUAUGGGAAUGCAACGGGUCCUGCAUAUGGUAAUACUACGGGUUCUGCAUAUGUGAGCCAUACGUCUCCUAAUGGGAGUUCCACAGAGCCUGCAAAUGUGAGCAAAGUGGGUUUCGCAAACGGGAGCUAUAGCCGUGGUCCAACAUAUGGGAGCAACAUGGGCCCUGCAUAUGAGUCCAGUAAUGGUCCUGCAUAUGGUAAUACAACCACUCCCGCUUGUGGGAAUGCUUCGGGGCCUGUGUAUGGAAACAUGGAUCCUACUUACAGUAAUGAGUAUGGCCAUCAAUGAUCUAUAUGAAGUUAACAAGCUCAGCAUCUUGCAAACUUUUUCUAGUCCGUGAAGAGCCUUUAUGAAUUCUUUAAUGUUGCUCUGGUUUUUCUUUCAAAGCUUGGCGAUUGCAAGCGUUGGAGUAACAUUACAAUGAGCGAAUUGAACUUAGAAGUAUGUGAAUUCAAAAUGUUGGAACAACACUCUUAUUAGCUAUUUUCAUAAAACAUGUUGUCUUACGAAGCAAGUUCUCCAUGAACCAAGGAAAUCUGUCUGAAAACUGGACCAUUGAGAAGUUUGUUUGGGGUGUUGUUUGAAUUAUUCGAACAGAAAUUACAUCUGAGCUUCAAAAUAAGAGUUGUUUCUAAAUUCAGUG